Molecule: messenger RNA, 1277 nt
Organism: Phascolarctos cinereus (koala)
Lineage: Eukaryota; Metazoa; Chordata; Mammalia; Diprotodontia; Phascolarctidae
Gene: HM13
Product: histocompatibility minor 13
Biological process (GO): membrane protein proteolysis
Cellular component (GO): cytoplasmic side of endoplasmic reticulum membrane; membrane; lumenal side of endoplasmic reticulum membrane
Molecular function (GO): aspartic endopeptidase activity, intramembrane cleaving
Source: RefSeq, a predicted model, not a curated record
GAACGUGGCCUUCCCCUCCUCUCCUCCCCUCUCCUCCCCUCCCCUCCCCUGCAGCGCCGGCGGCGGAGCUGGAGCCGCAGCAGCCGCAGCAGCCGCAGCCUCAGCGAUGGACCCGACCCUUAGCGAACCCCACAAUGGCAGCGGCCCCGCCGAGCCCCCCGCGGCCCCCAGUGCAGCCAACGGCACGGCGCGGCCGCCAUCCACCCCCGAGGGCAUCGCCCUGGCCUACGGCAGCCUCCUACUCAUGGCGCUGCUGCCCAUCUUCUUCGGGGCCUUGCGCUCGGUGCGCUGCGCCCGCAGCAAGAAUGCCUCAGAUAUGCCAGAGACCAUUACCAGUCGAGAUGCUGCCCGGUUUCCCAUCAUCGCUAGCUGCACACUUUUAGGCCUCUACCUCUUCUUUAAAAUCUUCUCUCAAGAGUACAUCAACCUCUUGCUCUCCAUGUAUUUCUUCGUGCUGGGGAUCUUGGCUCUCUCUCACACCAUCAGCCCCAUCAUGAACAAGUUCUUCCCAGCAAAUUUCCCCAACAAGCAGUAUCAGCUACUCUUCACACAAGGCUCAGGGGAGAGUAAGGAAGAAAUUGUCAAUUAUGAAUUUGACAGCAAGGAUCUCGUGUGCCUGACCUUGAGCAGUAUCAUCGGCGUCUGGUACCUGCUAAGGAAGCACUGGAUUGCCAACAACCUCUUCGGCCUGGCCUUCUCCCUCAAUGGAGUGGAGCUCCUGCACCUCAAUAACGUCAGCACAGGCUGCAUCCUGCUUGGAGGCCUCUUUGUCUAUGACAUCUUCUGGGUUUUUGGCACCAAUGUGAUGGUAACUGUGGCCAAGUCUUUUGAGGCACCCAUAAAAUUGGUUUUCCCCCAAGACCUGUUGGAAAAGGGGCUGGAGGCUGACAACUUUGCCAUGCUGGGGCUGGGAGACAUCGUCAUUCCAGGUAUCUUCAUUGCUCUACUUCUGCGUUUUGACAUCAGCCUGAAGAAGAACACACAUACCUACUUCUACACCAGCUUUGUGGCAUACAUCUUUGGCCUGGGCCUCACUAUCUUCAUUAUGCAUGUCUUCAAACAUGCCCAGCCGGCAUUGCUCUAUCUGGUCCCUGCCUGCAUUGGAUUCCCCCUGCUGGUGGCGCUGGCAAAGGGAGAGGUCACAGAGAUGUUCAGUUACGAAGAGACAAAUGACAAGGAGAAGGAGCCAGCCAGUGAGUGCAAAGAGGGAGCGCUGUUGUCGUCGUCCACUUCCUCCGAGACGGAAAAGAAGGAGCAGUAAGGGUGGGCUUGGAGCU